CCCUCAUAAAUAUCUGUCAGAGCUACAUGGCUGCCUGCUAGGAGGCACACAGGAACAUCAAAUAACCCGACAAGCUGCUGCUACUACCAGAAAGACAACCCCCUUCGUUUCUGGCUGUUAUCGAGAAAUAUUGAGGCUUUCGACCAGCACUUAAGGAUAUUUAGUGCAGCAUUUCUCAGAAAGCUGGGAAGCUACCCAAAAGAUGUUCUCAGAAUGCACAAAUUGGCCUUAAUCGAACAUUGUCUUCACUCAGCUGUCUGCAGGAACGCCGGUUUCUGCUGACUCCGUAUGAACAAAGUUGUUUUUGAGUUUUAUUUUUAAAAUAAAUGACCCUAGAGACUGGCAGGGAAAGCCAAAAUGAAAUAGGGGGGGAAAAAAUCUGCUUUCAUUUUUCCGGAAAUAAUACACCGACGCUGCCGUUAAACAGAAGAAUGAUUCAGUAUGAAAUGCUCAUUGUUUGUCUGCGUUAUCAGCGUGCCGUAGAUGUACAUGCAACGCCGAGAAGCAGAUGGGGUUUCUUUCUUUCCCUGUUCUGAUUGGAGCAAGUUCUCUUAAGGGUGCUCACUUUAGUCUAAAUUAAUAUUCACGCCCUGAAACAUUUGCUCCCUUUCCCGCUCCUUGAGAUUCGAGAACAGGCACCCCGGGUUUGUAAAGAUUAAUCCAGUCAGCGCAGAAAUCGAGUAUCCCGUGCUCAUUAUCUGUCAUUCCACAGCCGCCUCCUCUAUCUUGCACUAGUUCUCCCAUCUGUGUGUCUUUGGGUUUCACCGCUGUGCCUUAGCAAAAGGUAGAUGAAAUAUUCACCAGGAAAGCUGUUGUUUCCCUCAGGGUCUCCAACUCCUCUACCCCACCCCCUUCUUCCAAACGCUCCAAUGCCCCUCCCUCCUCUCCUCCUCUUCCCCCCGCUGCUUCUCCUAAUAUUACUCUCCCUCCAUCCUAUCUGUACCCCACUGCAUCCCUCUGAUAGUAUCAUUGAUGGAGCCCCUGCUAAAUUAUGCAUGGAUUAUAUGACUUAUAUCUUGUAGCUUUUCAUCUACAUGUCCUCUCCCUGCCUCCAGUUACUUCUGUUUUCUGCUAAUGUUUUCUUUAAAAAAAAAACUUUAUUUUUUGGCUCGCAUCGAAUCCUCCUUUGAUGAGGUCCUAUAUUUAGCUGUUGUAUUUAUCUUCUCACUUUCAUGCCUCCCUUUGAAACGUACCAAAAAAAGAAAAAAGCCUUGGAGGACGGGGAAAGUUGCGACAGGAUCUGAAUGAUAUAGAAGACCGCCGCUUUUGAAUAGAGAGGGCAGAGGACGGGCAAGAGCAGACCGGGCACCUGCUACAGAGACUGUAAAAGUUCCUCUGGGGAUUAUGCAAGUGCCAGACAUCAGAUGUGUCUUAAAAGGAACAUACGGAGGCCCUCUUCAAAUGCCGGCUACCCUCUGGUGUUCCAUAUUGACCACUUAUCCCCAACAUGUCUCCGUACUUCACAUAUUCCACAAGUAUCACACGAGAGAGCACGAGCCCAUCUAGUAGCUCUGGAAGGAGAAAAAUGAAUGAAUGGAGAAGAAAGCUGCGUUUGCUGGCUCCAUGUGAAAGCGUAGCGAGUCAGGCAAGCUGAAAGGAUCUAAUGAGGCGACUGUGUGACAAUAUUCUGCUGUGGAACAAUGUCUGAUGGCUCGUCAUCCCUGUUUUCAGAAGAGUGCCUCUCUGCCACCCCCUGCUGACCAUGCGGAGUGUGGGUGCAGUGGUCCUGGCGCUCGCCGCUGCCGCACUCAGCUCGGCAGACUCCGACACGCACCGACCGAGACACGACUCCAACCUGGAGAUCUACAAGCGGCUGUUUGAGACCAAGAGGAAAGAUCAGCUGAAUGCACUCAAGAAUCUAGUAGAGCUGAACGACAUCAACCAGCAGUACAAGAUCAUAGACAUCAUGCUCAAAGGGCUCUUCAAGGUGUUGGAGGACUCCCGGCAGGUCUUGGUUGCGGCCAACAUGCAGCCCGAUGACCCCUUCCCCAUGGACGAUAAGAUCAAAGAAGCUUAUUCCCACGUAGUGGAGAAUACGGCAUUCUUUGGCGACGUGGCGUUGCGUUUCCCCCGUAUCGUCCACCACUACUACGACCGGAACACCGACUGGAGCGGCCUGCUGCGCUGGGGGCUCAACUUCUGUAACCAGACGGGGGUUUUCACAGGAGGAGCCCACCAGCACGUCCUCACACUUAUGUCACAGGAGCUGGGAAUAACAGAGAAAUCCCCAGACUUUAUAAACCCGUACCGCACAGAGAGAGAUGAUGUGCUUCACACAGCCGAGGCUUUCCAGAAGAUCCUGAGGGAGGAGGAGAAGAGGAGGAGGAAGGAGGAGAAGAGGAAAGAGAUCAGGAAAGGCCCUCGCAUAUCCCGCUCUCGCAACGAGCUAUAGCGCUACACCUCAUCGAGCGCGAAGAGCAGAGGAGAGGGAGGAAGAGGAGGAGAUGAGAAGGCGCGUACACUCGCAGUCCACAAGGGGUGGCUUGACUUGUAGACUCUGGUGACAGUGAAGAAAAACAAAAAGCUGCCGUCACUUGUACAAAAGCCAGGUGCUCGAGAAAGAGCGAGAGAGAGAAAACCUCAAUGUGACACAAAAAUGUAAAGUGGAGGAGGGGGUUCGUGCAGAUCUGAGAAAAGCCUGAGCUGCUGUAAGUCAGCAGUUCUUUAGAAUUUGGGGGGGAAGGAAAAAAUAAGAUAAAUAACUCUCUGGAGAUGAAGUUAAGGCAAACUCAUUUUUGAUAACUUGAAGCUUAUGUAACUGAACUUUGGGAUAUUAAUUCAUUUUAGUCUAAUCGUUUUUCUUCAAAACUUUGCGAAGCCCCUGCUGUACUGUGUCUGGUCUCGGUUUAAUGUAUCUAAAAUCCCAUACCAAAUUUGACCUUUUGAAAAUGUGGCGUGUUUAUGGUUGGGUUGGGCUCGACCGCUGAUUGAAUAUUAUCUUUCAUUAUUUCUAAGAGCUGUUGAAUUUCUCAAAGGAUGUUUGUGAAUAGGCAGAUUUACAUUCCCACUGCUGCUCAGAAUUAAUAAGGACACAUCAUUAUGUUGCGUUUGCCUGAAGGAUGGCGUAAUGAUGAAGACCAUGGGUUCAUUUUUAUGUCUGCUAUUUUAUUUCCAUCUGAGGGACUCAUUUGAAUUUGUUUUUUUUUUAAUUGACCAUAUAGUUUUUUCUGCCUUAAUGAGCCUUCACAUUAUUUUUAUCCUGUCAACCUGAAAUACAACAUGUGACCAUUCACCUAGCAGUCCCUCGUCUUUAACCUUUUUUCCUAUAUUUUUUCCCCUUCCUUUUUAAAUUGACACGUUUUGUGGAUUCAGAGCUACACAAUUGAGACUGAUGUAAUUUUCAUAUAGUAAUAAUGACUGUUAUGAAAACUAUAUGUAUAUUCAGAGAAAAAUAUCAUUGCUGCAGAAUGAACAAGCCAUUUUGUUAACACGUGUAAUGAAAUAAAGUGACUCUGAUACAUAAGGAAGAAAAUUAUAUAUAUAUGAAUAUAUAUAUAAUAUAUUUGUACUUCAUGUGGCUUCAUACUGUAGGGAUGUCAAUCUCAUUUUACAUUGUGGGCCAGCACAGCCCUCUUUGACCUUAAACGGGCAGGACCAGUGAAAGUACAAAAUAAAUAAUAAAAAU
This is a messenger RNA of Neolamprologus brichardi, 3625 nucleotides long. The record is from RefSeq and is a predicted model, not a curated record. NCBI's taxonomy places the organism in Eukaryota, Metazoa, Chordata, Actinopteri, Cichliformes, Cichlidae.